UCGUCAAAGCAAAACUGGUAGUUCAGUUUAACGCGUUUUCUCUUUUGACAUACGGCCCCAUGUAUUUUAGUUAUUAAUUGACUGCUGUUUAACAUAGAUCGCCGGAAACUUGCGUCCGUUCACCUGACAGCAAAAAUAAAAAAAUGAGUGAAAAUACUGAAAUUAUCAAUCCAAAUGAAAAUCUGCAAAUACCUGAAUGGAUAAAUGCGGAAUAUUUUCAUGACAUUGUGAAAAAAGAUGAACCUGAUUGUGUGGCUAUAAAAACAUUCACUCCAACCGCGGCAAUACCGCCGGGUGAAAAUUUCACAUCAGUUAUGUUGCGAUUGCAUAUGGAUUUGGAAAUGAAAGAUGGCUCCAUCAAACCAAAAACCUAUAUUUUCAAAACCAUGUUGGAUGAAGAGAAGGGCGGUGCCAUUAUCAACAAAUUAUCCUUGUUUCCCAAAGAAAUGGAAAUGUAUGGCAAAUAUUUGCCAGCCUUUGAGGAACUCUAUAAAGCUGUCGGUUGGAAUAUUCAGUUAUCACCGAAAUGUCUAUUUACCGAGAAAAAGGACAAUCUUAUAAAUUUCCUCUUUGAAGAUUUAAAGACACGGGAGUUUAAAAAUAUCAAUCGUCUACAAGGCUGUGAUAUGCAUCAUAUGACCCAUAUUUUGAGAAAAUUAGCUGAAUUUCAUGCCGCAAGUGCGGUAUACGAAGAACUGCAUGGGGCGUAUCCAGAAGAUUUCCAAUACGGUUUUGUAGAUAAUCGUCAUGGCGAUGCUUUUAUCAGGGAAUCAUUUCUUACAAAAGCGGAAUCAUAUAAAGAGGCCAUGGCUAAUUGGGAUCUGGAGAAUGUUGAGGAAUAUAUAAGGAAAUUUCCCACCUGUGACCAGUAUCAAAAAUGUGCUGCAGCCACCCUACAACAAUCCACAAAUUCCUUCAAUGUCCUCUGCCAUGGUGAUUUUUGGUCUAGCAAUAUCAUGUUCAACUACUUGCCCAAUGGCGAAAUCAAUGAAACCAUGCCCCUAGAUUUCCAGAUUUGUAAAUGGGGUAGCCCUGCAGAAGAUCUACUGUUUUUCAUAACCAUAUCACCAAGUGCUGAGAUACGCGUUAAAGAAUUUGAUAACUUUUUGGCCAUUUAUCAUAAGCGAUUGGUGGAAUGUCUCAAGGUUUUGGGCUACAAGAAACCACUACCCACAUUGCGUGAUAUACAUUGUGAUAUGUUUAAUAAAAAUAAUAGUUUUUAUGCUUUCUUUGCCUGCUUCAAUCACCUGCCCGGCAUAAUGCUGCCCAGCGAUAAGGAUUCAAAUAUCCAUACAUUUUCACGCAACGAUGCCAUUGGUGAAGAAUUCCGACGUCGUGCCUAUGCAAAUCCAUUGUUGGUUUCAGUUUUGAAACAGCUCUUCCCAUUCUAUCACAAUAAAGGCAUAUUUAAUUUUGAAGACUACGAUGAGAAGUGAUACUGAUUUUAAGGAUCCUUAACUAAAUAUUGUUAUUAGAAUAUGUCAAUAAAUAAACUAGAGAAAUUUAGAUAAAA
This is a messenger RNA of Musca domestica (house fly), 1513 nucleotides long. RefSeq lists its product as uncharacterized. The transcript is spliced from 4 exons. NCBI's taxonomy places the organism in Eukaryota, Metazoa, Arthropoda, Insecta, Diptera, Muscidae. Bases 144 to 1436 code for a protein of 430 amino acids. The record is from RefSeq and is a predicted model, not a curated record.